UCGGAGCCGGCACGGCUCAGUCAGUCGCGCCUCGGGGUAGUUCGCUUCGAUGGAUCUCGUCGUUCGCCGGUGCCAGGAGGAGGAUGCGCUCCUCCCGCGGUGGUGGCGCGGACGCGUCGUGAUUACGCGCUCUCGGCACGUGGUCGCACGGAGAUAGCGUAUGCGCGGCUCUACGCCGACGAGACCUUCGGUAUCUCAUUAAAAGGAAGACUGUCAGAUGCGGAACGUGAUGUUGAGAAGGCACGAGGUUUCGGGGCGAUCUCGUACGCGAUAACGGGGUCGGUCUACUCUCUUCCACCGUCGCGGAUCUCGAGGCGCCUUCCAGUAGACUGAGAGAGAGGGGGAAAGAGGAGAAGAGGACGACGAUAUUCGACGAUUUUUACGACGUGCGUAACGUCGCGGAAACUGAACGAAACGUUUCCUCUUUCACGUUUCACGGGGGGAGGGGGAGGGGUCCACGCUAGCGGAAGUGUGCUCUACGUAAGAAGUCGCGUAAGAAGACGCAUUCGACGAGAGCCGAGAGGGGUUUCGGUUGGCUGACGACGACGACGACGACGGACCGACCGACGCCGAGCGUCGCCGCCGACACGGCGUCGUCGUCCACGCAGUGAGCGCGCCCCGCUCGGAAACGCGUGGCGAUCUCUCGGCUCUGAAAACGGAUUGCAGUUGUUGGUGUUCGAAAGCGAUCAGGUGGUGGCCGUCAAUCUUGAGACGUAGAAAUUAAGAGUGCCGUCGUUAUUAGAGAUGUGUAAGGAUUGUUCGAGAAACAAUUUAGUUUCACUCUAGUGGCAUCCUCUACCGAACUUCCGUAAGCAAGGUGCAAAACGUUGAUGGACAUCGAGCAGUCUGGAUUAACUGUAAUCGCCGUCAGUGAUAUCAGUGAACAAUAGUGCACUAGAGCAUUGGGCGACGUUUAUCGUGCCGAGCGGCGCGAUGCGGCGUCGCGUCGCUCGUCGGCACGUCGUCGUCGGUGGUAGCCAAGAGGAGGCCGUCACCCGACGAGCGGCGUCGUCGUCGGCAAGGCCGCCGAAGAAUGGACAACGAACGCGAUAAGAAGAGUCACGGUUACAGCUGUCAGUGCGCUCGUCGACGCGGCACGCGACGCCGACGUCGGCGUCGUCGUCGAUCGCCGCCGUUGUUUACUUGCCGCGCUCGCCGGACAGAUCGGGCGAGUAGCGCGGUGAUUCGCGUGUGAGGUGAAUUCGCGGUCGCCGGCUUGUUGGAUGGAAGAAGUCGACGACGACGAAGGCGGCGACGACGACGCGACGCGAAAUGCCUGGAAUCGUGGUGUUCCGACGACGCUGGAGCGUCGGCAGCGACGACCUCGUCGUGCCCGGCGCUUUCCUGUUCAUCCUGCAUCUCAUAUGGUUGACAGUGCUGGGCGUUCUAUUGGGAAUUCUCGAGUGGGAUCGUAGCGAUACCUGCAUUCUUCUCCUGUGGGACUACGUGAUCGGAUAUGAAGGUCUUUUCGUGGCCUGCAUGGCGGUGGAAUUCUCCAUCUGCUUCCUGGCGACGAGGGGCAGCAUCCUAGACACAACGGCGAGAGCGCCGAUGCAAUACAUUCUUUACAUUCGACUGUUCUUAGUGCUGGUGGAGAUCGGAUGGCUGUGCGCAGGUGUUACAUGGCUAGUGCGUUAUUAUCAAACCUGUCCAGUGGACCAAGCUAAAGAUGUUAUGCUAGGUUUGGUGAUAUCGAACUGGUGCCUGCUGGCGUUGAUGACGGUGACCAUUUGGUGCACGUACGAUACCGCUGGCAGGUCCUGGGUGAAGAUGAAGAAGUAUCAGCGCAGCAUGAGGGAGGCGGAAUCGAGGGGGGCAAGAUUGCAUUAUAAGCGCAGCGGCAGUAGAAGUCGAAAUUGGCGACAACGAAAAGUCAUACGUGCCUACCAAGACAGCUGGGACAAUAGGUGCAGAUUGUUGUUCUGCUGCAUGGGUAAUUCCGAUCGCAAUCGAAACUCGUUUGCCGACAUUGCCCGGUUGUUGAGCGAUUUCUUCCGCGACCUGGAUGUGGUGCCAUCGGACGUGGUAGCAGGUCUGGUGCUGCUCAGGAAAUUUCAAAAGAUCGAGCGCGAAUUGAUAGUGAAGCAGCGCAAGAACGAUACGUACGAGUUCCUGUCGGGAGUGCCGGUCACUCCACGCACAAAGUUCCUGUCCCUGACGGAAGACGGCGAUCUGGGCCAUUUCCAGCUGGCUAUUCACUAUAUGCACUUCGCCCUCGCCGCCUACGGUUGGCCCAUGUUUCUCGUCGAUCCCUCCACCCAACUCUGCCAGUUAUGCACUAGAUUGCAAUGUUGCUGCUGCCUUCCGUGCGGCACUCGUCACGAGGACACGGCGAUCGUCGAGGACAAUUGCUGCCGGUGCAAUUACGCCGCCCUGAGCAGAAUGCUCGACUUGGGGGAGAUCGAAGUCGUCUAUGCGACCUUCCACGUUGACGUUGGCGAGACACCGUUCUUCGUCGCGCUCGAUUAUACGAAGAGAAAGAUUGUGAUCAGUAUACGAGGGACCUUAAGCAUGAAGGACGUACUGACUGACCUAAACGCCGAAGGCGAGAUGUUGCCUUUGUCGCCGCCGAGGGAGGACUGGUUCGGUCACAAGGGGAUGGUGCAGGCCGCCGAAUAUAUACGCAAGAAACUACAGGAGGAGGACAUUAUCGCGCGUGCUCGUGCAAAGAAUCCCUCGAGGGGCACGCACCAAUUUGGAUUGACCUUGGUGGGGCACUCGUUGGGCGCUGGCACGGCGGCGAUUCUCGCGAUUCUAUUGAAGCAAGACUACCCGGACCUGAUAUGCUUCUCAUUCGGGCCACCCGGUGGACUGUUGAGCAUGCCUGCCCAACAGUACACGCAGGAGUUCAUCACUUCUGUAGUGGUGGGCAAGGAUGUAGUACCGAGGAUCGGACUUCGACAGAUGGAAAGUCUGAGGGCGGACCUCAUCAACGCUAUAAAGAGAAGCGUCGAUCCUAAGUGGAAGACAAUAGCGUGCUCGGUGAUGUGUUGCGGCUGCGGCUCGACACCUACGUCGGCGGCCAACCUGGAAGCCGGUGGUUGCAUCAGCGAAUACCAGCGGGACAAGGACCGGGCACGCGCUCAGACCAUCGUACCCAGCGAUUCCAGCAUCGCCCUACCUCUACACAGGCCCCUGUUUCCACCAGGACGGAUCAUACACGUGGUGCGACAUCAUCCGAACAAGGGCGAGCAGAAGUAUGAGACGCAUUGGAGACAAGUGUUGAACAAACACGAGCCAGUGUACCAGGCAUUGUGGGCCGGUCCGUGCGAUUUCGACGAGGUACUGAUCAGCCCAGUGAUGAUACAGGACCACAUGCCGGACAACAUGCUGCGCGCGUUGAACAAGGUUGUGACGACUCUGGGACCGGCGAAGCCGCAACGACUAGUGUUCGGACACGCGUCCUCGACGGAGGCGUUGUCGGAGAUACGCGAGCAUCACGCGAUGGAGAUCCAGGAGCUGGAGUUGCAGGAGCAGGAAAUGCGAGCCCUGCUAUCGCCGUCCACCCCGACGAGGUAUCACCUGGGCAACUUGGCCGGCACUCCGCCGCACCGGCUCUGCCUCGAGACGAGCUUCACGUCGUUGCAGAGCCCGACGGACAUACCGCAGGCCGGUCGUGAGCUCAGCGUGGACUCCCGGGGUAUCCCGUGGGAGUACGUCAGCCUCGCCAGCGAGCUGCUCCACACGCCCAGGCUGGAAGACAGCAAACCACCAAGUCGAUGGGACGAGCCGACGCGUACCGCGCCGUUGGCCACGCCGGAGACGCUGUCGGAGGCGUCGACGAGCAGUCCGCCGUCGCCGGUGGUACCGGCACCCAGGCCGAUGCGACGCACCCCCAAGAUCCCGGGAAACUUGUCGACGGCGGCGGACGAUCUGAAGAACAAUCUGCACUACGCGAUGCUCUCGGCGAAGAAUUACUUCCUGAGGACGGAGCACGCCGGAGGCAGUAACAACGGCAGCAGCAGCGGCAACAGCGAGGCGAGCUACGAGAGCGCCAGGAGUCUGGCCGCCGCCGGUCUUCCGCCGCCGGUCCCGAGACGACGGGACUCUGUUACCAUUAGGAGAGAACAACGGACGUGCACAGCAGCGUGUUGCAGGGACGAUUUAUCGGAAAACUCGUCAACCCACACGUCAUCGCACUCCUCGAGAGUCUCCCAUACUUCGCAUCGUGUUCAGUUCAACGAGGAAGAGAACGACACUAACGGUUCCAGCUUGGAUUUCUACGAGGCAAAGGGCUCCUGCGGCCAGCGGGACAGCAGCAACGACGUCUUUCUCAGCGUGCGCAGCUCACCGGAGUGCAAAGGGCUCAUGGCACCGGCUACGGAUCUAGGUGCUGAAUGGAAGAAAGGAAUCGACGCGACGGGCGUGGGCGGUGACGCCUCGUUACCGCUUCUCCGAGGUUUGUCGCCCACGCCGACUCCCGGCCAACACAAUUCACCAUUUUUCAACGCUAAGCGGAAAAAGUAUGUGUAUCCCAUUACGUUGGUGGGACGAGGCGAGAGCAGCGUCUAGUCGUUAUAGAUUCUAGAUGAGAAUACCGAAGGAAGACACGGUCAACGAUUACGAAAGCGUUCUUCACUCAUUGUCAGUGAAAAUAAAAAACAAGUCAAUCGUAGUUAAAAAAAAAAAGGUAAUGGUAUCGCUCUGUGAGAAUGAUGUAUGAGUUGAUCCUCUUUAACUUUGGCUGAAAGGAAUAUUUGUUGCGAAAGGACUUUUUUUUUUAGCUCAGCGAAUUGAAAUAAAACCAAUCGAGGACCACACAUACACACACCCACACACGAAGCAUAGUAAUAGUAGACGAAAGUAGUUCGGAUACAUGUGCCAAAUUCUUCUCUUCUCCAACUUCCUCUUCUUCCUUAAUCUACGAAAUUCUCAGGUAAUCAAACCAAACGUAUCUAAGACACGUGCGAAGAAAUUUCAUCAAGAAAGGACAACUUUGAAACGCUCUCACGUCUUUUGCGCAUUUGGAUUGUCCAUUUUCGAUUUAUAGAUUCAAACAUACUUUCUUCGAUCAUCGUCUUGUCACGAUACGAAUAUUGCAACUAAUAAUGAGGCAUUACAGUUUUGUAAUCUUACUGUAAUCGUUAUUAUAAACAAUAACUUAUUUAAAUAGGAUUACUUAAAAUAUCAACGACAGAGGAUCCUAAGUGCAAUGUUGAACAAUAAAACCAAGCGAUUAUUUUAAUUGGUUAAUGAAACUAAACGUAAUUAUACAAUAAUUUAUAUUUCUACGGAAUUUUCAGUUCCAUAUCAAAACAUUUAUUUCCAUUACUCGUUUAAUGUCAGAAAAACACAUUUCUGUAAUCAACUAUAAAUCUCUCUAUUAGUCAAAAUUAAAAUAUGUACUGCAGCACGUCGCAGUAACGGCCUAUUUUGUAACAAGAUCGUUUGUUAAGAUUACAGUAGAGUCCAUUGAUUUUUAUAUAUUUCUAAAUGUGGAUUUGUCGGAAUAUAUAAAAAUCAAAUCUCGCAUAGUUCCGUUCGUUUUGAUAUAAUUUGUACUGUUCCUAGAACGUGCUUUAACGUUACGAUGCAAAUUGAUACAACACAGUAUUACUAUUGGUACUACUUUUUUUUAUUACACUCUGAUCAAGAUGCACGAGUUCGAUGCAAUGUGAAUGAAAAAAUAUUUCACGGAACGCUAUUGCAAUUAUCUAGUCCAAAAAACUACGGCUGUCAAGUAUGUGACCUUUGAAGACAUGCUUAAGAAUCAGAGUUUUGAUGUCGCUGUACUUAUGUAAAAAAAAAAAAAAAAAUA
Messenger RNA from Solenopsis invicta (red fire ant), 5758 nucleotides. RefSeq names its product diacylglycerol lipase-alpha (gene inaE). Gene Ontology annotation, biological process: lipid metabolic process. Bases 1273 to 4512 code for a protein of 1079 amino acids. The record is from RefSeq and is a predicted model, not a curated record. The transcript has 17 exons. NCBI's taxonomy places the organism in Eukaryota, Metazoa, Arthropoda, Insecta, Hymenoptera, Formicidae. Gene Ontology annotation, cellular component: postsynaptic membrane; dendrite membrane.